Messenger RNA from Scomber japonicus (chub mackerel), 2077 nucleotides. RefSeq names its product ependymin related 1 (gene epdr1). The transcript has 3 exons. Gene Ontology annotation, cellular component: lysosome; extracellular region. The coding region runs from base 227 to 868 and encodes 213 amino acids. Gene Ontology annotation, molecular function: calcium ion binding. Lineage: Eukaryota; Metazoa; Chordata; Actinopteri; Scombriformes; Scombridae. The record is from RefSeq and is a predicted model, not a curated record. Gene Ontology annotation, biological process: cell-matrix adhesion.
AGUUAAUAAUUGAAUAGAAAAAGAGAUACAUGCACUGGAGCUUCAAUGUCCCGCAUUAGUCAAUGUCGCACAUUACCCUAAUCCACUUUAUCCAAGCUUUUAUUUUGAAACCCAGAACCGGAAACCUUUGCCAGUGUGAGGGUCGCUUGUCUGCAGCAGGUGCGGCCCGUUAUCAACAACAAUUACAACCGGACCGGUUAACAGGACUCCGGUAUAUCCAGACGCCAUGCACCGGUUCUUCCUAAUGCUCCUGGCCGUGGCCGGGGCUUCUGCUCUCGGCCUCCACAGGUUGGAUGUCUCCCUCCCGGCCGCCGGGCCCUGCCUCGCCCCGCUGCAGUGGGAGGGCAGGUGGGUGCUGUACGAUCACAGCACCGGGAGGAACAACCGAGCCGCCGUCUCCUAUGACAGCCAGAACCAGAGGAUCCGAGUCCUGCAGCAGAACAAGAAACAUACGCCGUGCCAGAGGUUCUUUGAAUACAUCUACUUGUACCAGAGUAUGGUGAUGUUCCAGAUUAACCAGAAGACCAAGGAGUGCUCAAAGAUCGCUCUGACAGAUGCCUGGGAUCCCUUCGACAUUCCAAACAACUCCACCUUUGAGGACCAGUACAUCAUCGGAGGCCCCGGAGACAACGUGGAGGUUCAGGAGUGGUCAGACAGGAAGCCGGCACGCCAACAUGAGACCUGGGUUGGUAUUUACACACUGAAGGACUGCUACCCAGUGCAGGAGACCUACACCAGGAACAGCAGUGUCACCACCUCCACCCGCUUCUUCAACCUCCAACUCGGCAUCAGCGACCCCAACGUCUUCACCCCGCCCAGCACCUGUCAAUCAGCCCGGCCUGAGAGAAUGGCCGAGUCCGACUGCUGAAGCCUCAGCAACCCCUUACCCUAUGACCUUAGAUACUCAACAGGAGUCUACUGAUUAUCUUUUGUACAGCUGUUUUUAUUAAUUUGCUGCUAAUGUGCUAAAACUGGUAGUCAUCAGGACCAAUAAGUCCUGUUUACUGCAAAUUAACAAACUAGAUUACAGCUAAUGGUACCAACUGGUUGUAUUGGGUUUAUUAAAUGACUCUCUAGAUGCUAAAAAAUGUUGUUGGGGCUGGGAGGGGUUUUUUUGCAACCAUUUGAUAAUCUUUAAUCUCCAAGCUGCCAACUAGCUAGGUCACAAUAAUUUGAGGUCAAAGUUUUAGGUUAUUUCAGACCCACUCAGAUUUUUCUCAGACAUGCAGGGAUCUCUUUUAGUUAAUAGUUGUGGUUGUUUAGAAAAAAUCAAGAAUGUCCACAUAACAGCUGGAAUAAAUUUGUCGCUACAGUGUCAGGAUAGCUUAUAUUUAAACAUUUUCACUAUUGAGCAAUUAAGCAACUUCCAGAAAAUCCAUAAAAUACUGAGAUCGCAUUGGCCCUGGUGUCUUGUAGCAGUGAUAAAUCUAACAGACUGCACAAAAGUAGCCCUGCAGGCAGUGAGAAAUGACAUGAGUGUUCAAAACCAUCAUCUGGUAAUGAGUUCAAAAACCACUGAAGCUCUCCUCACAUGAUUGAAAAAAGUUUCUAAGCCUAUAUUUAAUUCCUGCCUUUUGUCUGCAGCACAAGUUAAGAGCACAGAACUUCCAUUCAAUCAUUCUACAUACUAUAUUUGUAAGAAUACCGUCCAGUUUACCAUCAAAAUAUACAGAACACUGUGCAUGCAGACAAUCAAAGCUUAACUCAUAGAUUCAUAGAUCUUGAAAUAUACUCUGAACACCAUUUCCACAUUUUUCAGCUGUCACCAGAUCACAAACUGAUCAACAAACUAUUGAUCAUACAGCCUGAUAAGCGCUCGGACAAUUCAUUAAACACAGUAUGAGCUGUCUCACGUGUUUCUGGGCAAAACUACAAAAUACCAACCACCUUUUUAAAAUCAAGAGGCUCUGACAAGAUCACUACAUGCUAACAGCUAAUUCUGCAUUCUGAACUGAGACGUUUCUUUCUUAGGAUAUUGAACAUUCGCCGCCCAUUAAAUGUGAUUUUGACAUAAUUUCGUCCUCAUGUGCAUCACCUAAUAAGCUUUUUAAAAUUGAUUUUAUUUUAUUGAUCGAUA